Spodoptera frugiperda (fall armyworm) is the source of this 3308-nucleotide messenger RNA. RefSeq lists its product as uncharacterized. NCBI's taxonomy places the organism in Eukaryota, Metazoa, Arthropoda, Insecta, Lepidoptera, Noctuidae. The transcript is spliced from 3 exons. The coding region runs from base 198 to 1502 and encodes 434 amino acids. The record is from RefSeq and is a predicted model, not a curated record.
GUGUACGAUAGUUGCAUCGCAGGUCAAUGAAUUUAUCCAUCCAUGUUGUGUUUACUUCCAAUAAGAUGGAACUAUGCCACACUCACUGAAAACUUUAAAACUAUAAUAAUAGUUGAGAAAUCUGUUAAACUUUUCUAAUUUUAUGAAAUAUUUGUUUCAGUUUUGUUGUGUGUGCUUGUUUCGCAUAGAUUAACAAAAUGGAGCAGCUACAACCGCCGACAAUACCACACCUAGUACAAGUCUACCAGCCUUCUGUAACCAACAGCAAGAUGCAGAAUCCGCAGAUCAUCCACAUAUCUCACCCAACACUGCCCACAUCACAGGGGAAGGUCACAUAUCAGCAAACCAUCACAUCAGAAUCAAUUCACAUACCAGUAACAUCACAGCAUGUCACAGAAAUACAAAGUCAGAUACAAAUGUCACAGAAUCAGAUAGUAAUGUCUUGUCAACAAGGACUGCAGAGUCUACCACCUCUACCGGGACAGUCCCAAGUCCUGCAAGGCCAGUCCCAAGUGCUACAGACUUCAGAUAUGUCCCAGUCUCUCCAGAUUGCAUCACACAUGAUAGUCCCGCAGCAUAUGUUGGCUGGAGUACACUCUUAUUACCGCCAAUAUGAGUAUCCUAAGGAGUGUCUACUUGCUAAGCUUGAGCCUGAUAUGCAGAUAGCAGAUAAAGAUGUUGAAUGUGACACAGAAACUCAAAUGGUACCUGAACCACCUAAGAAAAGGUCUCGAAGUCAAAUACCUGAUCCAACAUCCUGGGCAUGCAACAUAAGGAAGACAAAACACCAGCGGGGAGAGGCAUACAUCAAUAGGCGAGGCAAGUUUGUCCCUGAGAGACACAUACGAAAUACAAAAGAUUGUGUUAAAAACUGCAAGUUUAAAUGUAAUGAGAAGAUCUCAGAUACUGACAGAGAACAUAUUUUCAAAGCAUUCUACACCCUCAAUGCUAAUGAAAAGAAGUAUUUUCUGUUACACACAACUGAAAGGACAUGCAUUAAAAAUAACAAAGUAAUCACCAACAAUAAGAGAAAGUAUACAUUUAAAUAUUUCUUUAAUGUCAAAUCCGAGAGGCAUACUGUGUGUAAGAACUUCUAUUUAGGUACCCUAGCUAUAUCUCAGAAGCCAGUGUAUAAUGUGCAUAUGGGAAAAACAGAUUUAAACAUACCAAAACCAGAUGGCAGGGGGCACUCAAAGGCCAGCUGUCAUUCACUGCCAUCAGAGAUUAAAGACAGAGUGAGGAAGCACAUACAAUCAUUUUCUACCGUGGAGUCUAAACCUGUGGUACAAUUUUCCAAGAAGAAACAGUACCUUGAUCCAAGUUUGAGUAUCAAACAUAUGUACAACAUGUAUUUCAGUGACUGCAACAAAGAGAACAUUGUGCCUGUUAAAGAAUCUAUGUACAGAAAGAUAUUCAGACAGGAAUACAACUUACAUUUUAGGAAAGUAAAGACUGAGCAGGCUUUGUGUGGCCGAUGUAAAAGUACUAUCAAGAAAAAGUGAAGGAACUGCAAUGCAUCACUUGAAAAGGAAUUGAAUGAUGUUAUCUGUGAUAUAUUCACGUACGAAGGCUACUGGGCCAAGAAACUCGGGGAGUCAUAGAUCUGAUACUAUCCUGCCUAGUUAGUGCUAAGAGGAAAUUGGCAGUUUUAUAACGUCGUAAAAUUGCAUAAAUCUGCACGAAAACCUAAAUCGUAAGACUGGUUGCAAGUGGCAUUUGCUGAAUAGACGAAUAUAUUUUGCUUCUUCCUUCAUCGAGUUCUUGAUUAAAAUACAAAAUCGGGUGAAGAUUAAAUCAACAAAAAUGAUUUUAUGAUAAGGGUAUAUUCGUAGUUUUUCACAAUAUGACUGGCAAAAUGACGUUGUACACCAAGGACACACGGCCUAUCCCUUUACAAGGCUUCAAAAGUAUAAACCUUCCUUUUACGCGUUCCAUAUCUCAUCGCAGAUCUCAAUUGAAAUAAUUUUCGUCACUUGCCAAAAAAUGUAAUUGAAUAAAAGCACGUCAAUCAAUAUAUCAUUUUAACGAUCAAUUAUAUUUAAAUAAAUGUGUCAUUUUAGUGUCUUAAUGACGCAAUUAAUGGGACACGUGGUUUCAAUACGUGUGGGUCGAUGACUGACGGUCAGAAGGGCUGUGAUUUUGGAUUCAACACACGUACAAUGCUGGCUUUCAAUGCCUUAGUAUUUUUGUACAAUAAAUAUCCGUAAGAUAUUGUGAGAUGCUAAAUUGGUUGAAAUAUACAACCAUUGUUAAACGGAAAGGAAACUCGUACUAAACCCUUGAGAUUGGUUCAAUCACACCGGCCAAUCAGAGCACCGAAUGCGGUCUCGUUUCGUUUUCGUUCAACGUAAAGUAAACUCGUACUAAGGCCUCAGGACUACAGUUGUCUGGCUACCUUCACAGUACCUACUAAUAGCUAGUGGAACCAGGAUCUAAAGCUAUAUUACUAUAUACAAGAGAAAUAUGUUACGAAUAUUCAGGAAAUAUAAUAUUCUUUAUUUUAUCAGCCUAGUCAAAUAUUCGACUGAUUUUAUCAAUAUUUUGUACUUACUGUAAAAUAUGUGACUACCUACACAUUAAAAAAUGUAUUUUUGUAAUUGUAAGUAAUAAUAAAGGCCAUAAGAAAUAGUUUCUGGUGUUUUUGAAGAUUUUUUAUUUCAUGGAAAGUGUUCUUUUAUAUUAAAAUUAUAUGUAGUUUACAUUUAACGACUUGUGAGUAGCUAGUUUACAAUUGUCAUUUUCCUUUUUUAUACAUAUACAUUGGCCUUGUAUAAGGUGAUCAUAAACAUAAAUAAAUUAUUUAUUAAUAUUCCGGUCUUUCCUUAAUACGCAGAACACCAAGUAAGAACUUUUUGCAUUGGGAAUGAGAAGUAUCCUAGUGUGUAUAUCAGGAUCAACUAGUUUGGCCUAGCCUAAACUGAUUUAUUCUAUUGGGCUUACGACAAAUUAGUUUGAACUAGGCUAUAUUAGUUAAUCCUAUCGCACAUUAUGUAGGUAUUUUUGAACAUCAUUGCAUUUCUGAUAUCUAGAGUAAAAAUAAGUCUUCAGUAAGGAAUUUGUAAUAAAACACACACGCUAAUCAAUAAUUAUUAUAAUGUACAAAACCACAAUCCUAAACCUAUGUUUAAAUGUAAAACAUUUUCAUUAUAAAUUAAGAUAAUUUCUUACAUUGGGUAGUAGACAGAUCUCGAGCUUCUUACUAGGUUUUAUACAAGCAUAUGAAUUUUGCUUGUGACGAAGCAACAAUAAACUCAUAGUUAAAUACAUGUCACAUAUUUUUGUUAGUAUAUUUUUGAAGAGAGCAAAAU